UCUUUUCCAAACUUUGCUGUGCUUUUUUGUCCAAAGAAUCAUAUUCUUCUGCCCCUUCUCACACGAGUGAAAUUUACCUUUUUGCCACAACAAUCAUGGCGGCGACGGCGGUCUGGCAGCCCCGAGACGAUGGCCUCGCUGAGAUCUGUGCUCUUCUCGAACAACAGAUUUCUCCUUCCUCCGUCGUUGACAAGUCUCAGAUUUGGAAGCAACUUCAGCACUUCUCUCAGUUCCCCGAUUUCAACAACUAUCUCGUCUUCAUCCUCGUCCGCGCUGAGGGUAAGUCCGUUGAGAUUCGUCAAGCUGCUGGAUUGCUGCUGAAAAAUAAUUUGAAGGGUGCAUAUCCAUCCAUGGCUCAAGAAAACCAAAAAUACAUCAAGUCCGAGUUGCUGCCUUGUCUGGGAGCAGUGGACAGGCAUAUUCGGUCAACAGUUGGAACUAUCCUCAGUGUUAUUGUCCAUAUAGAGGGAGUUUCUGGAUGGCCUGAGCUAUUGCCAGCUCUUGUAACUUGUUUAGACAGUAAUGACCUAAAUCACAUGGAUGGCGCAAUGGAUGCAUUGUCAAAGAUUUGUGAGGAUAUCCCUCAUGUAUUGGAUUCAGAAGUUCCUGGUUUAGCAGAACGCCCUAUCAACAUUCUCCUGCCUAGGCUAUUUCAGUUUUUCCAGUCGCCCCAUGCUUCACUGAGGAAGCUCGCCCUGGGUUCUGUGAACCAAUAUAUCAUAAUAAUGCCUGCUGCUUUGUACCAUUCCAUGGAUAAGUACCUUCAGGGGUUGUUUGUCCUUGCCAAUGAUCCUGUAGCAGAAGUCAGAAAAUUAGUCUGCGCAGCAUUUGUGCAUCUCACGGAAGUCCUCCCCUCGUCCAUAGAGCCGCAUCUCAGAAAUGUCAUGGAAUACAUGCUACAAGUUAACAAAGACCCUGACGAAGAAGUGGCUCUCGAAGCAUGUGAAUUUUGGUCUGCAUACUGUGACGCUCAGUUGCCGCCAGAGAACCUAAAAGAGUUACUACCACGCCUAAUUCCAGUGUUGCUAUCAAACAUGGCCUAUGCAGAUGACGACGAGUCGCUUUUGGAUGCAGAGGAAGAUGAGUCUCAACCAGACAGAGAUCAGGAUUUGAAACCUCGUUUUCAUACAUCAAGACUUCAUGGGUCAGAGGAUUUUGAUGACGAUGAUGAUGACUCGUUUAACGUGUGGAAUCUAAGAAAGUGCAGUGCAGCAGCUAUUGACGUUCUCUCUAACGUAUUUGGAGAUGAAAUCCUUCCAGCACUCAUGCCCCUUAUUCAGGCAAAAUUAUCAACUUCUGGUGAUGACACCUGGAAAGAAAGGGAAGCUGCUGUUUUGACUCUUGGGGCUAUUGCUGAAGGCUGCUUUAAUGGUCUUUACCCUCACUUAUCUGAGAUCGUAGCAUUUCUCCUUCCUCUUUUAGAUGAUAAAUUCCCUCUCAUAAGAAGCAUAUCUUGCUGGACGCUUUCUCGAUUUGGCAAGUAUCUUAUCCAGGAAAGUGGCAAUCCGAAGGGUUAUGAACAGUUUGAGAAAGUUCUUAUGGGUCUUCUCCGCAGACUCUUGGAUUCAAACAAGCGGGUCCAGGAGGCUGCCUGUUCAGCUUUUGCAACUGUUGAAGAGGAUGCUGCUGAAGAGUUAGUGCCGCACUUGGGAGUAAUACUGCAGCAUCUAAUGUGCGCUUUUGGAAAGUAUCAGAGACGGAACUUAAGAAUUGUUUAUGAUGCUAUUGGAACACUGGCAGAUUCGGUUAGAGAAGAGCUGAACAAGCCUGCUUAUCUUGAGAUUCUGAUGCCUCCACUGGUUGCAAAGUGGCAACAACUCUCCAAUUCAGAUAAAGAUCUAUUUCCAUUGCUGGAAUGCUUCACAUCCAUUUCUCAGGCUUUAGGUGUAGGGUUUGCUCCAUUUGCUCAGCCUGUUUUCCAGAGAUGCAUUGAUAUCAUUCAACAACAACAGCUGGCUAAGGUUGAUCCUGCUUCUGCUGGUGCUCAGUACGACAGAGAAUUCAUUGUUUGUGCUCUUGAUUUGCUUUCUGGGCUUGCUGAAGGGCUUGGCAGUGGGAUAGAGUCUCUGGUUUCACAAAGUAAUCUAAGGGAUCUGCUUCUCAAGUGCUGCAUGGAUGAUGCUUCUGAUGUCAGACAAAGUGCUUUUGCUCUCAUGGGUGAUCUUGCAAGAGUAUAUCCGGCCUAUCUACAACCCCGCAUGCUUGAGUUCCUUGAAAUUGCCAGCCAGCAACUGAGUGCAAACCUCAUUAGAGAAAACAUUUCUGUCGCUAAUAAUGCUUGUUGGGCCAUUGGAGAGUUAGCGGUCAAGGUUCGUCAAGAAGUCUCACCAAUUGUGACCAAUGUUGUCUCUUCCCUAGGCUUGAUUCUUCAGCAUGGAGAGCAGGGUGUCAAUAAGUCACUAGUUGAGAACAGUGCUAUUACCCUCGGGAGACUAGCAUGGAUUCGUCCAGACCUCGUCGCACCUCACAUGGAGCACUUCAUGCAGCCAUGGUGCCUGGCAUUGUCAAUGGUACGUGAUGACAUUGAGAAAGAAGAUGCAUUUAGAGGCUUAUGUGCAGUGGUUAAAGUGAAUCCAUCAGGAGGUGUCAGCUCACUCGUUUUCAUAUGCAAAGCAAUUGCAAGCUGGCAUGAAAUAAGAAGCGAGGACGUCAAUAACGAAGUUUCCCAAGUGCUGAACGGCUAUAAACACAUGCUGGGAAACUCAUGGGCGGAAUGCUUGUCUGCUUUGGAACCUCCCGUAAAAGAAAGGCUUGCCAGAUAUCAAGUGUAAUAUUGAUUUCUACACCGGUUAGUCUCAAAUUUGAGAGAGAUGUGCUCUAUCUUUAAUUCAUUGCAAACAACAAAUAGAUUCAGUGAGUUUGAGCAGAAGGCGCUUGAGACAUCAUUUUUUUGCAAGAUUAAAUGAAGAGCAAAAAGGUCACAAGAGAAGAGAGAAAACAGUACAGAGUUUGUGUGUGGGCUCUUCAGAUAACAAUGGUUGGAAAUUUUUACUUACUGUCUUUUUUUUGUUUUCUUUCUCUAUUUCUACAUCGAUUCUUCGUCCUUUUUCUUUCACGGGCAAACAUUGUAUGGUGGUUUGAGCAGUUUUGGUAAUAUGUCUGAACCGAAAGAACUAAGGAAGUUUAAGAUUCAACUUGUGUGUGAACUAUUGGACCUGUGGAUACCAAUAAGAAGAAAAAAUGUGACUGGG
Molecule: messenger RNA, 3191 nt
Organism: Eutrema salsugineum
Lineage: Eukaryota; Viridiplantae; Streptophyta; Magnoliopsida; Brassicales; Brassicaceae
Product: transportin-1
Exons: 29
Coding region: 96-2771 (891 amino acids)
Biological process (GO): protein import into nucleus
Cellular component (GO): nucleus; cytoplasm
Molecular function (GO): small GTPase binding; nuclear import signal receptor activity
Source: RefSeq, a predicted model, not a curated record